Molecule: messenger RNA, 981 nt
Organism: Verticillium alfalfae VaMs.102
Lineage: Eukaryota; Fungi; Ascomycota; Sordariomycetes; Glomerellales; Plectosphaerellaceae
Product: DNA repair exonuclease rad1
Exons: 2
Coding region: 1-981 (326 amino acids)
Biological process (GO): DNA repair; DNA damage checkpoint signaling
Cellular component (GO): checkpoint clamp complex; nucleus
Source: RefSeq, a predicted model, not a curated record
AUGGCCAAUAAUCUUGUGGCGCCCGUAGCGGGACAGCCGCUCUUCAGAGCUGUAGCCAGCUCGACCCGACCCCUGUACCAACUGCUUCGAUGCAUCAACUUCACCAAACAAAUACACGUUCUUGUGACCGAAGAGGGCAUUCGCUUCUCUGCCGACCUCACCCGAGUCAUGCAGGGUACCGCCUCUCUUGACAAGAAACUCUUUACGACAUAUAGCCUGAACAUCCCCCAGUCGGAUGGCGACUCGCAGCCCGAACUCCCCAGUUUUCAGAUCCAAUUGCCUGCCCUACUCGAGACGCUGCAGAUCUUCGGUGCCGUGGACAGUGCGACCCGAACCCAAAAGGCAGAGCAGGACCCAUACCGAAGUAACCUCCGCAACUACCGGCCAGAGGCGUUUAGCAACCAGACUCUCGGCAUCGGCGGAACAUGUUGUCUGCAGCUGGAGGAAGAAGGUGGCCCUCUGAGUAUCAUCAUUGAAGAGGCGGGCGUCAAAACCGUUGCCAACCUGACGACAUAUGUACCCGAAAUCCCGGAGGACAUACCGUUUAACCGUGACGAGCUUGCGUACAAAAUCAUCAUGCAGUCGCGCUACCUCCUCGACGGCUUGGCGGAGCUGUCGCCCAACGGCCCCAAGCGCCUCACCAUCACAACGUCCAAGAACCAACCAUACUUGACGCUUGCCGGAACCGGCGAUCUUGGCUCCUCGGUCGUCGACUUUGCCAAGGGACGCGAGCUGCUCGAAACCUUUGCGGUACAGGAACGCUGGGCCCAGACGUACAAAUUUGAUCUCAUCAAGUCGUCCACAGAGGCCAUGCGCAUCGCCAGCAAGAUCAGCCUGCGGGGUGAUCGUCAGGGCGUGCUCAGCCUGCAGUUCAUGGUUGAGGUGGAGGGUGGUGGGGUCAGCUUCCUGGACUUUCGCUUCGUCCCGUUUAUCUCUCACGAGGAUGGCGAAGACGACAGUGGAGACGAACAGGACGACUGA